AGCAGGGCGAGGCUCACAAACUUAAACAGACUCAGUCAGUGUGUGAGUGUGUAUGUGUCUGCGCUCAGGUGAAAACAGAUCUCAGACCAACAGGAUGGAUCUCUCAGACGCUCUUGAUGGUGAUUGGCCGUCUGGUGGUAACCAAUCAGAAGGCGGCGGCAUGUGGCCACAAAACAAUAACCCCACUUGGCCAGCUAACCCGACCUGGCCUGGAUCUGGAUCUGGAGAUGGAGGUGUGUGGCCUGGAGGAAACCAGGGUCAGCCCUCCUGGCCCACACAACCCUCACAGCCUGGAGGACCUGGACCUGGACCUGGACCUGCACCUGCACCUACACCUGCACCUGCACCUGCACCCAACUGGCCCUCACAGCCUGCAGGCCAUCAGCAGAGUCUGGCUGUUCCCUACACUCACUCUCUCAAUGGAGUUCAUAACAAACUGAUGAUCAUCAUCAAUGGAGUCAUCAAAGCCAAACCCAACAUGUUCACGUUGGACAUGUACGCCGGUGAGGACUUGGCGUUCCACUUCAACCCUCGCUUUAACGAGCAAGGUCAGAAGGUCAUCAUCAGAAACAGCUGCAUCAGAGGGAAGUGGGGAGGAGAAGAACGAGAGCUGGCCAACUUCCCCUUCAGUCCAGGACAGUCUUUCGAGAUGAAGAUCCUGUGCACCAACGGAGAGUUUAAAGUGGCCGUGAAUGGAAGUCACCUGCUGGAGUUCAAACACCGCCUGAAGAACCUGAACUCCAUCAGAAGAUUCGGCAUCUUCAACGACGUGACUUUGACCAGCGUGAGAACGGAGACUUUACCCUGAGUACAGACCUGCAGGGGGGCGCUGUCGACAUCUAUGAUCCCUGUUUAUUACAUGACAAUAAACAAAGUGAUUAUCUUUAA
Messenger RNA from Solea solea (common sole), 888 nucleotides. It is a transcript of the gene lgals3b, whose product is annotated as lectin, galactoside binding soluble 3b. The record is from RefSeq and is a predicted model, not a curated record. The transcript has 7 exons. NCBI's taxonomy places the organism in Eukaryota, Metazoa, Chordata, Actinopteri, Pleuronectiformes, Soleidae. Bases 53 to 808 code for a protein of 251 amino acids. Gene Ontology annotation, cellular component: nucleus; immunological synapse. Gene Ontology annotation, molecular function: laminin binding; carbohydrate binding; IgE binding. Gene Ontology annotation, biological process: positive chemotaxis; monocyte chemotaxis; macrophage chemotaxis.